Messenger RNA from Galleria mellonella (greater wax moth), 3147 nucleotides. RefSeq names its product protein suppressor of white apricot-like (gene su(w[a])). Gene Ontology annotation, biological process: RNA processing; mRNA 5'-splice site recognition. Gene Ontology annotation, molecular function: RNA binding. Bases 494 to 3013 code for a protein of 839 amino acids. Lineage: Eukaryota; Metazoa; Arthropoda; Insecta; Lepidoptera; Pyralidae. The transcript is spliced from 15 exons. The record is from RefSeq and is a predicted model, not a curated record.
UUUAAAGAGAAGAAAGAAGACCUAUUUGUGUUCGGCUACUCGUGCAAAUUAUUCAGGGACAACGAAAAAGCACUGCACAUUGAUCAAGGAAAGCACCUCAUUCCGUGGAUGGGGGAUGAAACGUUGAAAAUCGACAGGUUCGAACCGUUUUUUACUAUAAGACUGCUAACUGUGGCGCUAAAAAUUAUUAAAGUAAAUUAAACGGCCAGGAAAUACUAAAUUUUUAGAAGAUAUUUAAGAUUUUCGCAGAGGAUGUUUGAGGCAGCCGGUGGAAAAGACUUCGUGUGCCGGGCUGUCGCGCUGCACAUUAUGUUAUGGUGACGAACCUUGGUGGUAUGAUGCGAGGGGAGCUCUACACGACCUGUCUACAUUGGAGGCCCCCCCUGGGGGUUACGAUUGGCGCAUUGAGCUUACAAGGAAUGAGUUGGAGGUGGAACAGCUUUGCGAUGAAGAGCGAUAUAGAGCUUUGCAUACAGAUGAGGAUGAAGAGGAAAUGUACAAAGAAGAGGAGCUGAAGCGUCUCCACGCAGCUGGUUACGGCCAGGUGGGCUUCAAUUAUGAAUCAACAGCGGAGCCUGCACAGCCGCCGCAGCCCGUCGAGGUCGAUGAGCCGUUCGUGCCGACGCCUACAUUCCGAGCGCUGCUGCCAGCAGACAUGGUGCUACCAGAGUCCAUGAAGCAAAAUGCAAUAAUAGAGAAGACCGCCAAGUUCAUUGCUCUCCAAGGAGUUCAAAUGGAGAUACUAAUCAAGACGAAGCAGGGCGACAAUCCGCAGUUCAAAUUCCUCAACAAAGACUCUGUGUUGCAUCCGUACUACACAGCUCUGAUAGCAUUGGUGAAAGCUGAGAAGUGGCCAGAGAAGAAAGUGGAAGUUAUUGAAGAAAAACAUGAACCUGAAGAGUAUUUACACCCUAGUUUGGCAACAGUUAUUGAAUCUGCACCAUCAAUACCAAGCAUACACUACAAACCGUCAGCAGACUGUGAUUACACCAUGCUGAUAUCGAAAAUGCGAGGGGAGGCAACCCUAGACGAGGCAUAUACCCCGGAGUUGGCGCCGGGAGAAGUGGCGCCUCCCGGGACUGAACCGUUACCGCCUAGGUCCAACGCGGAGAUAUCUCGCGCCCCAGUCAUGUAUAACAGAGCUGGUGAUGAGAACCACCAUGUAACCUCGACGCCCGCAAAUCUACAAAUGUCACAAGAGCAGUACCGGCAGCAGUACGCGGCGUACUACCAGCAGUACAUGGCUGCGCACGCGCCGCCCGACCCGAAGAAAGAGACACCGCCAGCGCCGCUCAAGUCCACCGGCCUCAGUCUUAUGAAGAAUUAUGAUACAGAUUCGGACAGUGACGUUUCUGAUUUCGAUGAUACUUCCUCGACUGAUAGCAAGGAGCCUGCCAUAGUGAAACCUCCUGAGGACGUUCAACUAGUGAUCGACAAGAUGGCGGCGUAUGUUGCACGGAAUGGCGACGAGUUCGCCGAGAUAGUCCGGUCGAAGAAUGAUCCACGAUUCACGUUUCUAGAGCCUGACAACGUGUAUCACCCCUAUUAUAAAAGACUAAUGCAGGAGAAGAGAGGAAUAGACGUGAAUGGCAAGAGCAGGGAACGGAAGCAGAACAAAUCUUCUGCACCGGUGUCAUUCUCCAUAAAGAAGCUCAAAGAACCCGAUCCCAUAUUACCAAAACCUGCUCUCCCAUACGAAUCGAGUUCGGACGAUGACUCAGAACAACAGACGGACAAAGUUGAAGAGCCAAAGGAUGUUCCCAAGUCAGUACCACAAGUAUCCCCAAUAGUAAUACCACCACCUGUGGUAUACAAGAUAGAACCGACACAAAUUAAUGAGGUGCAGCUCGUCGCACCCAUUGAAACUGUAACACCGGUACCGAAACCGGAACCGAUUGUAGAAGUGAAAGAAAUACCAAAUGAAACAAAGCAAGAAGAAAAACCGGUACCGACUGAAUUAGUAAAUAAUACUUCUAAAGAAAUUGAUGAGGUCAAAAAAGAACCACGCCCUCCAGAAGAAAAGAAAGAAGAGAAGAAAGAGGAAAAGUACAAAGAAAGGGAACGGGCCAGUCCUAGACGAGAGAAGAAGAAGCAUAGAGAUAAAGAUAAGGAUAGAAAAAAGGAGUACCAUUCUAAAUCAACAUCAAGAGAGGAAACAAAGGACAGGAGAGUGGAUAGGAGAAGCGUGGAAAAAGAGAAGAAGAGAGAAAGGGAAAGGGAAAAAGAAAGGGAGAUCGAUAAAGAGAAAAAGAGGCAGAGAAUAAGUAAAGAGGAAUUGGAGAAUGAGAUUAUUUCCUUGGAGGACAAUUCUGAUGACCUUAUUGAUUUGACUGGAGAUCAAUCAGAUACGAAAGCUGAUUGUGAGACGGAAGGCGAGCGAGCGAAACAGCAGGAGAGAAGGCGUCGCGCCGCCGAGUUCCUAAAGAAAGUCGGCGUGGAUCCGGCCGCCGCCGCCCUGCCCACCUCUUCACUCGCUAGCGCAAUGGUGGACACAUUGGAAUCACUGCGUAAGAAGAAGGCGGACGAAGAGGACAAAAGGAGAAGGAGAGAGAAGCGGCGACACCGCGACAGACACGGUUACGAAGACGGCUCGGACAGGUUUCAUAGAAAAAGCAAGCGUAGGAAAUACAAGUCGUCGGAUGAUAAUGAGGAAUCUGAUUACGAUGGAUCUAAAAAGAAGAAGCGCAAGAAGGACAAACAACGAAGUUCCUCAAGAAGCAAAAGGAGAAAGAGUGAAACUGGCAUAGAGGAAGAACCAGCACUUAACAUAAACUUGACAAAUACUCUCAAAGAAUUAAGAACGUCAUCGCCAACCAAAGAGUUGGGGCUCCAAGACAUGGACGAUAUGACUCAGCACAGUUUAAGGUAUGAGACGUCUUCCGAUGAGGUGGAUGAUGAACAGGAAACGAGGAAUGCGAAGAAGAAGAAAGAGAAUAGGGAGUACAGUGAGGGGGAAUGGUCUAGUGACAGUGAACAGGAUUCGGCAUCAUCACCGCCUCCGAAAAAUGAUUAGGACUGAAGUAUGCUGCGCAAGAAAAGAGAUAAACAAGUGUUGUUCUCAGAGACUUUUUAUAUUCAUAUGUAAAUAAUUAAUUGUAUAUAGGCUAGAUUAGUUAAGGAAAUAAAAUGUUAAUACAGGACUGAAAA